UGGCGCGGCGGUCUGUACUCGAUCUGCGCCGCUCUGGCCAUGGCUCCGGCGGGUAGAUUGUAAAUUCUAGGUUGACGCUCCCGACGCGGGCCGGCACCAAUGGCGGCGGCUGCGACCGCGGCUUUGGCAGCAGCCGAUCCCCCUCCCGCGAUGCCGCAGGCGGCGGGAGCCGGAGGACCCACCGCCCGUCGAGACUUCUAUUGGCUGCGCUCCUUCCUGGCCGGAGGUAUUGCUGGAUGCUGUGCCAAGACAACAGUUGCUCCUUUGGAUCGAGUAAAGGUUUUAUUACAAGCUCACAAUCACCAUUAUAAACAUUUAGGAGUAUUUUCUGCAUUAUGUGCUGUUCCCCAAAAGGAGGGAUACCUUGGAUUGUACAAAGGGAAUGGUGCAAUGAUGAUUCGAAUCUUCCCCUAUGGUGCCAUCCAGUUUAUGGCAUUUGAACAUUAUAAAACGUUAAUUACCACAAAACUGGGAGUUUCUGGUCAUGUACACAGGUUAUUGGCUGGAUCUAUGGCAGGUAUGACAGCAGUUAUCUGUACUUACCCUCUUGACAUGGUUAGAGUACGCCUAGCAUUCCAAGUGAAAGGGGAACACACUUAUACAGGAAUUAUUCAUGCAUUCAAGACAAUUUAUGCAAAGGAAGGCGGUUUCCUUGGAUUUUACAGAGGCUUGAUGCCUACUAUUUUAGGAAUGGCUCCAUAUGCAGGUGUUUCAUUUUUUACUUUUGGUACCUUAAAGAGUGUUGGGCUUUCCCAUGCUCCUAACCUUCUUGGCAGACCUUCGUCAGACAAUCCUAAUGUCUUAGUUUUGAAAACUCAUAUAAACUUACUUUGUGGUGGUGUUGCUGGAGCAAUAGCACAGACAAUAUCGUACCCAUUUGAUGUAACCCGUCGGCGAAUGCAAUUAGGAACUGUUCUUCCAGAAUUUGAAAAGUGCCUUACCAUGCGGGAGACUAUGAAGUAUGUCUAUGGACACCAUGGAAUUCGAAAAGGAUUAUAUCGUGGUUUAUCUCUUAAUUACAUUCGUUGCAUUCCCUCUCAAGCAGUGGCUUUUACAACAUAUGAACUUAUGAAGCAGUUUUUUCAUCUCAACUAAAAAAGUUGUGAUUUAUUUUCAUUAAUAAACUCUCAGAGAGAGAAAUAAAAUGUUAACUUUAAUUUUGGGGGGAACAUUACUUGAAGGGGGACAUUUACUUGGUCACAUGAACCACUGGUAUUUUAGUACUUGAUUUUUUAUUCAUCAAAAAUCUUUUGAUUUUGAUGCCAAAAGUUAGAGCAUUGAAAUAAAUUCCUAAGCUGAUGUUGGCUAAUCAGGUUACUUGAAACUAUUUUAAAGUGGUAUUUGGAGGUAGAAAUAGCUGCAAAAUGGGAUUUAAGAAAUUACCAUUUGCUUUAUCAUGCUGUUCCAAGCAUUUAAUUGUUAUCAUGAUUUUCAAAGACUUACACAUAGGUUAUUAUAUAGUAAACAGACUUGGUUAUAUUGCAGUGGAAUGAUGAGAACUCAAUUUUAAAGUUCUAUAAAACAUUGCUGAGAGGCCGGCACUGAAUUAUUAUUCUUAUUAUCUCUCGUUAUUCUAUUUCAUUUGAUAAAAGGACAAACACCUUUUCUCUUCAUUUUGUAAUAACAUAUGUGUUGUAUUUAAAAAGUAGUGACUGAACAACAAAUAAAGAAUUUUCAGGUAUUGCUCAAUUGUUACUACCAGGUACUAUGAAUGAUUUAAAUUGUUUUUAAAAUUCAGUGCAUUUCUCAAGAUUAGUAAUGACAAACACUGAUAUCUUUGCUGUCAAACCUGAUUAGCUUUAGAGAUUUGUUUUUACUAGAUGAUUUUGGUGUAUAAUAGAAAAUUUACUUAAAUGGACUGUGAAAUAUCCAUUAAUAUAGAUGUGAAUGUCAAAGAAUGUUCCUAAGGUAUAUGAUACAUCAACUAGUUCUUCCAUGUAAAGUAAUUUUAGUGCAAUAUAAACUAAAGUAGAAAUGUAAGACAUGAUUUUAAUGGUUAUCCGUUAUAUUAAGAUGGUUUAAAAAUAUAAGAAUUCCAUUUAUUAUGUUUAGAGUACUUGUUAUAUUUUAUUAUAAGCAUGGUGGGUGGGAGGAGAAGAGUUAAAUCCUCAGAAAUAGUGAUUUGUAGAAUUGAUGUGAGUUAAUAACUUAGGUAACUAAGUUGAAAGUAUUAUUUUUGCUUCAAGUUUGAUUUUUUUGAAUACAAAUUUCUUGUCAUACUUUUGUAAAAAUUACAUGAACAGGUUUCUUUUUAAAGUCUUUAUUUUAAAAUAAAUAUGUAUCUUUGUAUGAUUUACAAGUGUACCCCAGAUAGAAAUAGAUGUUUUCUUAAAACUAUUUUGUAUAUAUUCAUUUCUAGGUUUCACUCUAUCUAAUAUUGUUAUCAACUCAAAAUAAUUUAAAUGUAUUAAAUAAGUAUCUCAGUUAUGUUACCAAUAAAAUGAUUGCAAGUAUUUUUUAAAUGAAAAUUGGCAUUCUAUGUUAUAGAAUACAUGGAAUAUUAAAAUAAAUUUUACUUGUAUCUCAACAGUUCUUUAACUGUUUACAUUAUUGAGCUCAGAUGCUGAAGAUAAGCAAUCAGAAUAGAUGAAAAUUUAAAAUAAUCACUGUAUUUAUAUCUUAUUUAUUUCAGAUCGAUAAUCCAAAAUAAAUCUUGCCAGGUUAUCUUCCAUUUGAAGAUUGAGUAUUUGUUUUGAUCUUCAUUGUUAUUCUUCCCUGCCUUUUGAUGGACACAGUCCUCUGAUCUAUGGAAUGGGAUAAUGGUCUGGUCUAGGCAUUGAUUGGUAAGGUGCUACUCUCAGCUCUGAAUGGGAACGUGUAUGGUGUUGAGACAUUUGUGGGUAGAUAUGCAAAUGUCUGAGGUAAUUAUAUCUCACAUCCUUUGCUAUCAGAGUCCUCAAUGUCAAUUAUUCCUUUGUGUGUCAGACAUUAUAUCAGUAUUACGGAGAGUGUGGGCAGUCUGUUAGCUGUACUUAGGCCUGAUUUGGAUGCCCAAAUAGCCUCUAACAUCAGGUUUUUCUCUAAUAUAUCGCCACACUUUAUGGUGACUGCCUAUUACCUAUGUUCCCCUACUUGAUUCUUACAAGAGAAGAGCCACAUUUUUCACCUGUUGUAAGAAGCACAGGGUGGGGUCUCCCUUGAGAAGAAUGGCCCCGGUGAAGACAACGGGGUUACUUAGGGGGUAAGUCUCAGUGCUAUCACUGGUAAGGCUUGAGUUGGAUCCCCAACCCCCAA
This is a messenger RNA of Condylura cristata (star-nosed mole), 3234 nucleotides long. RefSeq names its product solute carrier family 25 (mitochondrial carrier), member 16 (gene SLC25A16). NCBI's taxonomy places the organism in Eukaryota, Metazoa, Chordata, Mammalia, Eulipotyphla, Talpidae. The transcript is spliced from 9 exons. Bases 100 to 1095 code for a protein of 331 amino acids. Gene Ontology annotation, biological process: transmembrane transport. The record is from RefSeq and is a predicted model, not a curated record. Gene Ontology annotation, cellular component: mitochondrial inner membrane.